This is a messenger RNA of Prunus armeniaca (apricot), 282 nucleotides long. The record is from the annotation of a GenBank genome assembly. Lineage: Eukaryota; Viridiplantae; Streptophyta; Magnoliopsida; Rosales; Rosaceae.
AUGGCCGAGGGCCACGACGGUCUUCUCUUUGGUCACCAGGCCGAGGAUGACUCCACGUUGGGACUCUCCCAUCAGGACUGCGAUGGGAUCCUCGAGAUGAUCGAGGAAAAGACCCUCGCCAGUGACGGCCACGAGGUCAACAAAGAGUCUGGUAGGGGAAACCAGCGGAAGCUAAAGGAGGUCAGCAUGAACAUGGUUUUGGUGCUACCGUCCGAGUUUUUGGCCCCAAGAGGCCAGACCAACGGCCUGGAUAAUGACAUGGCCGAGGAACAGCUUGAUUAA